GCCGAGAGGACUUACUAAUAUCGAUCACCUUGUUAUAGAUCAGUCUGUUAUUCUACUAAGUUUAUUAGUUCGCCUUAAAUAAGCCGGUUCACUCCUUCCUAUACUACUUGUCUUUAAUGUAAUAGCUCUGGUUCCAUCUGAUUAUUGCCAGACCGUUUACACAGACACAGUACUGCUAGAAUGAAUUUACUAAGCAGUUCAAGAUUUGGAUUUCUACUUGUGUUGUUAUCCAGUCCAUAUUUGGUAUCAUCGGAAACCGAUAAAGUCACACCCCAGAACGAAAGUAAAUCAGUAGCAUCAGAAAAGGAAAAUCUUGAUGGAAUAAAUAGUUUGAAAACUGAUCAAAGCAAGAUGAGUAAACGUCGUUUAGACUCAAUAGACGGCACUAGCGGUAUGGGCGGUUUUGGAAAACGCCGUAUGGAUUCAAUCGACAGUGUUAGUGGCAUGGGUGGUUUUGGAAAACGACGGUUGGACUCCAUCGAUAGUGUUAGUGGCAUGGGUUCUUUCGGAAAGCGUCGCAUGGACUCCAUCGACAGUGUUAGUGGCAUGGGUGGUUUUGGAAAGCGACAUUUAGACUCAAUCGACGGCACUAGCGGUAUGGGCGGCUUUGGAAAGCGACGAAUGGAUUCAAUCGACAGUGUUAGUGGAAUGGGCGGUUUUGGAAAACGUCGUUUAGAUUCCAUAGAUGGCACUAGUGGAAUGGGUGGUUUUGGGAAACGUAGAAUGGAUUCGAUUGAUAGCGUUAGUGGCAUGGGUGGUUUUGGAAAGCGUCAUCUAGACUCAAUCGACGGCACGAGCGGCAUGGGCGGCUUUGGAAAACGACGAAUGGAUUCAAUCGACAGUGUUAGUGGCAUGGGCGGUUUUGGAAAGCGUCGUUUAGAUUCCAUAGAUGGCGCUAGUGGAAUGGGUGGUUUUGGGAAACGUAGAAUGGAUUCGAUCGAUAGCGUUAGCGGUAUGGGCGGUUUUGGAAAGCGUCGCUUAGAUUCCAUAGACGGCACUAGCGGUAUGGGCGGUUUUGGAAAACGUCGAAUGGAUUCGAUCGAUAGUGUGAGUGGUAUGGGAGGUUUUGGAAAGCGCCAAUUCGACUCGAUUGGAACAUACAGUGGAUUAGCUAGACUUGGCAAACGUUCGCAUUUCCGACUUAAGCGUUCGGUAGAUUCUAUAGAUUCGUUAAUGGGAAAAGAGUUUAAUUUUGAUGGUCCAGAAGAAGAUGAUAUGGAAGAAGUAGGUAAACGUCGACUGGAUUCAAUUGAUAGUCUGAGUGACAUGGGCGGUUUCGGAAAGCGGCAUCUUGAUUCAAUCGAUGGCCUGAGUGGUAUGGGUGGUUUUGGAAAACGUAGUCUGGAUUCUAUUGACAGUGUUAGUGGCAUGGGCGGAUUCGGCAAACGUCAUCUGGACUCUAUAGACGGCUUUAGUGGCAUGGGAGGAUUUGGAAAACGUAGUUUGGAUUCAAUCGAUGGCCUGAGUGGCAUGGGCGGUUUUGGAAAACGUAGAUUGGAUUCUAUCGACAGUGUUAGUGGCAUGGGCGGUUUUGGGAAACGUAGAUUGGAUUCUAUUGACAGUGUUAGUGGUAUGGGCGGCUUCGGAAAACGUAGAUUAGAUUCAAUCGAUGGUUUCAGUGGUAUGGGCGGUUUUGGAAAACGUAGUAUGGAUUCCAUAGCAGGGUACAGUAAUAUGGGUGGCUUCGGUAAAAGAUCGAGUCGUGCUAAGAGGACAUUUGACCCAAUAUCCAGUUUUAGCGGCAUGGGUGGAUUUGGAAAACGCCUUGACUCUUACUACCCGGGUUAUUUCAAAUUAGACCAUUCGGAUUUAUCCGAGCACCGAAUCUUACAGAUUCUUCAACUUAUGCUCAAGAUGAUGUCCGCGAAACAAAAACGAAUGCUACAAAGUAGUUUGGACCAAAAAGAAAAACGACAAUUUGAUUCAAUCGGCCAUGGAAGAUUCAGUCGCAUGGGAUAAAACACAUUUUAAGAUAUUUUUUAAAAAAAGACAGUUAUUUAUUUAUAUAUGAAAUGCCAUUAUAUGAAAAGUAAAUUUGUUUUAAAAAUUCCUGCUUGUCUUGUUGAUUGUAUUUAAGUAUAUUUUACAAUAAAAUCUUCCACUGUUUU
Messenger RNA from Patella vulgata (common limpet), 2108 nucleotides. RefSeq lists its product as uncharacterized. NCBI's taxonomy places the organism in Eukaryota, Metazoa, Mollusca, Gastropoda, Patellidae. The transcript has 3 exons. The record is from RefSeq and is a predicted model, not a curated record. Gene Ontology annotation, molecular function: hormone activity. Gene Ontology annotation, cellular component: extracellular region. Bases 181 to 1959 code for a protein of 592 amino acids.